Molecule: messenger RNA, 924 nt
Organism: Musa acuminata AAA Group (dessert banana)
Lineage: Eukaryota; Viridiplantae; Streptophyta; Magnoliopsida; Zingiberales; Musaceae
Exons: 1
Coding region: 1-924 (307 amino acids)
Source: RefSeq, a predicted model, not a curated record
AUGCUGCAACGCGCCAACCAGUACGUCGCCAUCGAGGCACUGGUGGCGAGGAGGUGCGUGGAAGGCAAGAGGCCAUGGGCAGAAUUGUCCCGGGGAACGACCUCAGCAGCCUCGGCGACACCCCACCGCGGGCUCAGUCGACAAGAGCUAUCGCUCCCGAGGCCCCCGCCUCUCCCCCUAAAUACAUCCCACACCGAGAUCUUCCUCCAAAUCAAGGAGAAAGGUCUCUUGCAACAACCUCGUCCUAUGAAGGCCACUCAUAAAGAUCGAUCUAAAUAUUGCAGGUUCCAUCGGGACUACGGUCAUGACAUGGAGGACUACCGUGACCUCCAGAAUCAAAUAGAGGCACUAAUCCAGAGAGAUCACCUCGGACGUUACCUCAAUUCCUCGGAGGCGACUCCACGCCCGAAGGGACCCGUCGAGAGACAAAUUGACAUCAUCUCUGAGGAACCAGCGGCCGAUGGCAGCAACUCUACAGCGAGAAAGGCCUACGCCCGCAGCACUGUCGAGAAACGUCCCUGGCCCGAGCUUGAUCCCGAAAUCACCUUCGGGGCCGGGGAGGCCGAGCGCUCCCACCAUGACGACGCUCUGGUGAUCUCCAUCCAGAUCGCCAACGCCCGAGUUAAGAGGGUGAUGGUUGACACCGGGAGCUCCAUCGACGUUCUUCUUUACUUCGACGCCUUCGAGAAGCUUGGCUUGACCGAGGGAGACCUUACCCCUAUGACGUCAACCCUCACAGGAUUCACAGGGGACUCUGUUUCCCCCCUCGAGACCAUGGUCCUCUCCAUUAGCAUUGGGGAGGAGGCGAGGGCGAAGACGAUAAUAACCACCUUCAUGGUAGUCGACCUGCCCUUGGCCUACAACGUCAUCCUCGGCCGCCCAACGCUCAACAAGAUAAAGGCGGUGGGUCUCCACCUAUCAUAG